Molecule: messenger RNA, 921 nt
Organism: Trichoderma virens Gv29-8
Lineage: Eukaryota; Fungi; Ascomycota; Sordariomycetes; Hypocreales; Hypocreaceae
Exons: 1
Coding region: 1-921 (306 amino acids)
Source: RefSeq, a predicted model, not a curated record
AUGGAGCUAAUGCAGCGCGUCAAGAUCCAGAUGCUAGGGCCUCAUGCGUUUCAGGAGCUCGGAGCAAACCUAAUGUUGGAAACAUAUCGAGGGUUAAUUGUGGGCGACAGGGACUCCAUUCCGUCACGGCUUUUUUUGGAUAAAAGGCUGACUCUUUGGUUUUUGCAGAUUGUGAAUUUCCUCAUAAGGCGAAAGCGCUGCUUUCUUGAGGCUCCUGACUGGAAGACAGUUCCCUGGACCAUCAAGAGAAAGUCGCUAGGCUCGCAGCUCCAGGAUCUUUUCUGCGACAUCCCGGGGCUAAUGGAGGAAGUAGAUCAAGUUAUGCAACGAUCAGCACUAGGCCACGAGAUAGGCCCCAUGAAGGAGGACUUAUUUGAGAAGGCGUCGAUUCUAAUGCAACAAUCAUGCGAGCUCCGGUGGCAGUGGGAGGCUGCUCACGCUAAUGCAUGCAAGGAAGUACCAUCGGCAGAGUAUAGCUCAGGCUCUUCGGGAGGCCAGGGGCCCUCGCCUUUCUCUACUGUUUUUCACUUCCAGACCAUGGAUCGAGCCAUUGAAAUUGCCUUUUUCAACACUAUCCACCUGCUUUUGGACACCCUUUUGGACCCGUUGGGACCUGGGCCAAGGCCAUCUUUCAGCCUGCCACAGCCACCCACGGGGCCUUUUAUGAGCCCUCUACUUCUUCCAGGUCAAGGAAACAUAGAGGAUCAUGCUCUCGAAAUCUGCCGAAUUGUCGACUUCAUGUCGCAUAGCAAGCAUGAUAGUCUGGGCAUGUUUAUGCUCAUGUUUCCUUUGUAUGUGUCACGCUUGUGUUUGGUUCGGCGUCCGGAUGUUUGUGUUUGGAUAACGAAGAUUCUGAACUCAUUAGUCCGCGAGAAGGGUUUCAACAUUGGGGGACAUUUAUCAGAACAGAAGCGGCAUUAG